CACCGCACCGCACAGCACAGCGCGACACAACGCCAUCAUUGCCAGCGCCUCCUCUCGAGGCCGACCGACCGACGACACGCGAUUCACGAAGAUACGAGCGACCCUUUGGCCGGAGUGUCGGGUGCUCAGCGACAACAUCCGUCUGAUGAGGAGAGAAGGUGUGACUGGCCAGUGAGGAGGAACGGCCGUCCGCGGCUGUGGUUUGCGGGCAAGGCCCUCGCCCCGUCAGCAUCAAGCGACCCCUCUGCUCCAGGCAAGGCGAGAUACGUGAAGCAGCAGCAUCGGCAUCAUGUCCUAUCCAUUGCAGGCACAAGCGCCGAAGCAGCCCUCGUACCCGCCAUAUGGAGCGUCCGCCAACUCUCCGCCCGGCCAGACGCCCUUCGCGCCGCCCGCGAAGCGACAGCGACUCUCACCGGACCCGCGCUCGCCCACGAACAGUAGUCCAGUAUACGCGCAAACGCCCGUCUAUGGCAAUUAUGGCCAUUCACCUGUGCAAUCGCCGUACAGCCAGCCGUACACUUCACCACAAGGUUCCUUCAACACACCACAGCAGUACUCGCCGCCUGCGCAACAAUGGCCGCAGCAGCCGCAGCAAACACCGUAUCCACCUAUUCAGCAGCGGCCGAGCCAGAUCAGCCCACCUCCACCGUCUCAGUCCCAUCUCAUGCCUCCUCCGCCACGACCGAAAGAAGACAAGGACGAGAAGAUCGGAGUCGAUGACAUUGGCGAUAGUCUGUUUGGCAGUGGUAUCAAUCUCAAGGAUGAGGAGAACUAUCUGCACAAUACGUGGAACAACAGGCACUCACACAGUGAGAGCUUUCCAACAAAUAUGUCAACCUCGUUUGGGUCGAAUGGCUCCAGUGGGAACAACAGUUAUGGCUAUCUGACUCAGGGCAUGUCUUUCGGUAGCCAAGGGCAAAACGGUACACUCGCUGGCACCAUGGGAGCGCCAUUAUCACAAGAAGCCAUCGAGAAUGAGGCGAAGAGGAGGCGAGAACAGGCGGCGCGAAGGCUUGCGGAGCAGCAGCAGUAUCACUUGAAUAAUCAAUAUUUGCAAGGCAACUGCGUGAGGAAUCGUAUGCACCUAAGGGCUCAGGAGAGUGGCGUCCGGCUGGAUAUUAACGGUGUCUACGUAAGGGACCCAGGAGUCCAACCACAGCCACAGGUUAUGGUCAACGGGGAUGGCACAUCAGGCAUUGCGGUGGUCAAGAACAAGCCAGAAGCCAUGAUCGAGUCGGGUGUAGCCUAUGAGCACAUGAUCACGCUGCUGAGUUUGGCUGCCCAGGAGCGUAUGCGGGUUCUAGUAGAUGAUUCGUACGGCCUAGCACGCGCGAGGCGGUACGGUGAUCAUGGCAGAGUCGUUCCAGUCGACUUUGCAGAUAUCUCGUUUGGGCCAGGUCAGAAAAGCCAGGAGACUGUUGUGUCCGAGAGCGUGACGGGUUCACAGUGGGACAAGCCUACGGCGACUUCUAAUGGAGAUGCGAACGGCGAGGCGCUUACGAAUGGUGUGAAGUCCACCCCGUCGCCUGGGCCAAUGCAGACUGUUGCAUACCAGGGCAGUCUCAACAUUAAGCUUCGCGAGCUCGCCGAAAGCGACAUGCGGGCAGAGAAGGAGCGAUUGCGGAAGCGGGAGGCCCGACGACGCAAAGCGGAGAUUGGUGACGGCACAGCGCCCAUAGAAGCUGCUUCCGAUGCGCCCGUCGACACAUCUGCCACAGCUGCGCCCGUGAAGCCGCUAACCAAGAAGGAGAUAAGCAAGAAGAACAAGGAAGCAGCAGCUCACACCGAAGCGCAAGCUUUGAACCAAUCCAACCAAACGGCAGCCAUGAUGGCUCUCGGCGGCAAGAAGAACAGGUAUUCUUGGAUGAGUGGAGGUAGCGCAAACGUCCCAACGAAUCGCUUCGCCAAACCUGGCAGCGGCACUGCUACGCCGAAAGGACAGCCAGAACCAUCGAAAGGCCCUGCAGAGGCAAAGCAGGCUGAGGAGAAGAAGGCACCAACGUGGGGUGACUGGCGAGAGGAUGAUGUUCAUGGCAAAGGCAUCGAGUUGCGUGACCUCAUCUUGGUCCUGGAGCGAGAUGGCAAGGACAGGCGAUCACUGGCGAAGGCGAUGAGGAAAUUGCCUUUGAUUGCGAAGUAGUGUGGGCUCAAGCUGAAGCGUUGAACGCCGAUCGAUACGCUUGACUAGUGGCGAUAGGAUAGGACCGAACCAUACGCAAUCGAUCGCCUUGAUCGCAUCCAUCCUAACUCCUAAGUAAGACUUGGAGAGGCGCGGAGGUGCAAAUCGAGAAGAUGCGCAUGUUGGCUUGGUUGGCCAUCGAAGCUCAAGCAUUUUGCAUGAGCUUCCUAGCAGGCGCUUUAGUGUGUAUAAUCAGAAUCAGAUUCUUCGAAGGAGCCACUGGCAGGGAGGAAUUCUCUGUGACUAGUUUUCGAGCGAGGCGUUAUUUGGUAGUGAAGAGACUGUUACGAGGCCCAGCAGGCUUCACAUGGGGGGACAUCAAGUCUUCAAAUAUGGUUUUAACUGCCAGGCUUGAAAAGAGAGGUCAAGUAGCCUUCGAAAAAUGAAAAUAUGGAUAUAUUUG
Sphaerulina musiva SO2202 is the source of this 2582-nucleotide messenger RNA. RefSeq lists its product as uncharacterized. Gene Ontology annotation, biological process: DNA-templated transcription initiation. The transcript has a single exon. Gene Ontology annotation, cellular component: transcription factor TFIID complex. The record is from RefSeq and is a predicted model, not a curated record. NCBI's taxonomy places the organism in Eukaryota, Fungi, Ascomycota, Dothideomycetes, Mycosphaerellales, Mycosphaerellaceae. The coding region runs from base 290 to 2140 and encodes 616 amino acids.